UAAACCUGACUAUUAACAUUGUUCCAAGAAACUGAAAGGUUUUUAUACAGCUGUCAAGACUCCCUGUGAACAAAACCAUCACAGAAGAAACGCACACGUUUUUUUUUUUUUUUAAACAUUUGAUUACAGGUGCAGUCCGCCGAUUCUCCGAAGUUUGGUGCUUUGUUAAUCGUAAGCACUGGAAAUGUGGUGGAUGCUUUUCCCCCGAUGGAUUUGGUUCUUUUUGGUGCAGUUAUUUGUCCUGCUACUGAACAGUAGUGUAGAGAGCAUGUCUUUGCAAAGAAUCGUGUAUUCCCACGCUGGGAUCUGUCCGAACGAAAUGAACCCUAACCUAUGGGUGGAUGCCAUGAGCACUUGUGUACGAGAAUGCGAAUCUGACCAGGAAUGCGAGACAUUUGAGAAGUGCUGUCCUAAUGUCUGUGGAAAUAAGAGUUGUGUGGCAGCCAGGUACAUGGAUGUCAAGGGGAAAAAAGGUCCUGUUGGAAUGCCUAAAGAAGCCACCUGCGCCCACUUUAUGUGCACUCAGCAGGGCUCCGAGUGUGACAUCUGGGAUGGCCAGCCGGUGUGCAAGUGCAGAGACAGAUGUGAAAGAGAACCAAGCUUCACCUGUGCCUCUGACGGCUUGACUUACUACAAUAAGUGUUACAUGGAUGCAGAAGCCUGCAACAAAGGAAUCAUGCUGACUGUCGUAACCUGCAGGUACCAUCUUACCUGGCCAAAUACAAGCCCGAUUCCUGUAGAGACCACUCGCCCCACUACUGCUGUUUUGGAGACUACAGUAAUUGAUGUUAUGCUGCCGGCACUGAUCACCAAACCUGUGCACCAGUCAGUUUAUGUUGGCGAAACUGUGAGUUUUCAUUGCGAUGUGGCUGGAAAACCCAAACCUGAUAUCACAUGGGAGAAACAAAUCGAUGGUAAAGAUAACAUCGUCAUGAGGCCUAACCGUGUCAUAGGCAACAUUGUGGUCACCAAUAUCGCCCAGCUUGUCAUCUAUAAUGUUCAGCAGCAAGACGCAGGCAUGUACACAUGCACUGCUAAAAACAUAGGUGGGCUUCUCCGAGCUGACUUCCCCAUGUCAGUGGUGAGUAAGGAGCUUUCUAAAAACAGCAACCCAAGAAACAUCACAAACUUCCCUGCUGAGGAGUGUCUCAAGAUGCCUGACAGUGAAGACUGCAGGGAAUUGAACACAAGCUGGUAUUAUGAUGCUAAGAAGAACAACUGUUUCACUUUUACCUAUGGCAACUGUAACAACAACACAAAUGAUUUUGAGACCUAUGAGUCCUGCAUGGUGUCCUGUGGGAGCGAGCUAGCCAACCCCUGUGGUCUACCGAGUCUUCAGGGUCAGUGUAAAGCCUAUGAGCCGAGAUGGGCUUACAGCAGCGUCUUGAAGCAGUGCCAUUCGUUUAUCUAUGGGGGCUGUGGGGGCAACGAGAACAAUUUUGAAAGCAAAGAGGCCUGUGAGGAAAUGUGCCCCUUUCCCAAGAACCAGUCAUGCAAAAUGUGCAAACCUCGGCAAAAGAUGGUGACAAGCUUCUGCAAGAGCGAUUUUGUCAUUCUAGGACGGAUGAUUGAACUGACUGAAGACCAGGACUCCGGACAUGCCCUGGUGACAGUGGAAGAGAUCCUGAAGGAUGAGAAAAUGGGGUUAAAGUUUUUCGGAAAGGAACCAUUGGAAAUCACCCUGUUAAACAUAGACUGGAAUUGCCCUUGCCCCAAUAUAACAACAGCGGACGGGCAGGUGAUUAUCAUGGGUGACGUCCACAAUGGCAUGGCGGUCUUGCAGCCAGACAGUUUUGUCGGGGUGUCCAGUGUGAGACGUGUAAGGAAACUCCGUGAAGUCAUUCACAAGAAGACCUGUGAAAUUUUAAAAGAGUUUCCAGCACUUCAGUAGUCAGCUUCCAGGUUCAAGUUGUAGACCACUUAAAGAUAAUCUGAUAGGGCCCCCCUCACAACCACCUACACAUAUAUAUACACACACACACACACACACACACACACACACACACACACACACACACACACACACACACACACACACACAGGCACACACAUACAGUAGAUGCCCCUAAUUAGCAACCUCUGGGUCCAGCAAAACGUUGUUAUUAAUACAAGGUUGUUAUAAAGUGAAAAGCCACAUUUUCAAGUGUAUCUAUAUGGAAAACAAUGUAUACUACAGUUAUAGAAAUAGCACACUGAAAUACAAGUCUUGGUUCCUUAAAGUGUUAAACACGAAAAAAACUAAUAUCAGAACAAACAACUAAUAUUACACAGAUGUGUAAAACAAAAAAAUAUAUACCCAGUGCUGUAUUGUACACAUAGUAAUACAACAACACACUAGCAAUAUACUUAAAAAUAGUAAACAAACUUGGUAUAUAGAACUUACAUUUAAUACAGAAGCAUAAUCUUAAAAUAAGUAGUUAUACAAUAUUGUUCGUUUUUUUUUUACGAUUCUCCACCUCCAGCUGUAAAUCACUCUCAAUUUUGCGUGCAGCUUCGUAGCCAAUUUGAAAAUGCGUCCUACAACAGAUUUUGAAAUGUCAAACUCUUCUGCUACCCGUACUUGUUUAGCAACAGGGUACACGUAGUGCCUCCAGAAUCUGAACUUGAUCAGCCAUAGAAAGGUCUACACGUUUUGAAGCCAUGAUGACAGACGACAAUCAGACUCAACAGCUGCGGUGUGAAAACAGAUACAUAAAUAGACGCCGCUAUGCGUGCGCGCGAUGUAUUCGUGUGCGGGCCGUAGCCAUAGAAAUUGUAAAAAAAAAAUUUUAAAUAAAUAAAUAAAUAAAUAGUCGUUUAGCGGCAGACAGUUGCUAAUAUCCAAAAUCCAUUAACAUUAAAGUCUAUGGGAUGGGAUAGGUUCCCAUGAAAGUUGUCUUUA
Messenger RNA from Polyodon spathula (Mississippi paddlefish), 2881 nucleotides. RefSeq names its product WAP, Kazal, immunoglobulin, Kunitz and NTR domain-containing protein 2-like. The transcript has 2 exons. The coding region runs from base 185 to 1891 and encodes 568 amino acids. The record is from RefSeq and is a predicted model, not a curated record. Gene Ontology annotation, molecular function: serine-type endopeptidase inhibitor activity; protein binding. Gene Ontology annotation, cellular component: extracellular region. NCBI's taxonomy places the organism in Eukaryota, Metazoa, Chordata, Actinopteri, Acipenseriformes, Polyodontidae.